This is a messenger RNA of Melozone crissalis (California towhee), 7995 nucleotides long. RefSeq names its product ubiquitin specific peptidase 31 (gene USP31). NCBI's taxonomy places the organism in Eukaryota, Metazoa, Chordata, Aves, Passeriformes, Passerellidae. Gene Ontology annotation, molecular function: cysteine-type deubiquitinase activity. The record is from RefSeq and is a predicted model, not a curated record. Gene Ontology annotation, biological process: protein deubiquitination. The transcript has 17 exons. The coding region runs from base 1 to 3981 and encodes 1326 amino acids.
AUGUCGCGGGUGAGCGGCCCCGGGCCGGCCGGCAGCGCCAAGGAGAAGCGCUCCUUCAGCAAGCGGCUUUUCCGCGGGAGGGCGGCGGGCGGCGGCGCGGGCUCGGCCCCGACCGCCGCCCCGGCCUCAGCGCCGUCCGGGCGGUCGCUCGGCGGGUUCAUGAGCCGCGUGCUGAAGACCCUCUCCACGCUCUCGCACUACAGCAGCGAGCCCGAGACCCGCGGCGCGCUCGCCCCGCGCCUGCCCCCGCCGCAGGCGACGGGCGGCCUGGGCAGCUGCUUCCCGCCGGGCCCGCCGCGCAGCCCCGAGCCCCCGCCGCGCCCCGCCGGCGGCUCCGAGGCCGUGCCCGGCGUGGCGGGGCUGCGCAACCACGGCAACACCUGCUUCAUGAACGCCAUCCUGCAGUGCCUCAGCAACACCGAGCUCUUCGCCGAGUUCCUGGCGCUGGAGCAGUUCCGCGGCGGGCCGCCCCCCGCCGACGGGCCGCCGCCCGCGCCCGGAGAGGUCACGGAGCAGCUGGCGCAGCUGGUGCGGGCGCUCUGGACGCUCGAGUACACCCCGCAGCACAGCCGCGACUUCAAGAACAUCGUGUCCAAGAACGCGAUGCAGUACCGCGGCAACGCCCAGCACGAUGCCCAGGAGUUCCUGCUUUGGCUGCUCGACAGAGUCCACGAGGAUCUCAACAACGUGCUGAAUUCCGGUGGCAUGCCUCCACUCAAGCCGCCGCUGGAGGAUGAUGUGCUGCUUGAGGGCCCAGCCUUUCCCAUCAGUAGCACUUUUGUGCAGGAACUCUUUCAAGCCCAGUACAGGUCCUCCCUGACGUGCCCUCAUUGCCAGAAGCAGAGCAACACCUUCGACCCCUUCCUGUGCAUCUCGCUGCCGAUCCCUCUGCCGCACACCCGGCCUCUCUACGUCACCGUGGUGUACCAGGGCAAGUGCUCGCACUGCAUGCGCAUCGGCGUGGCCGUGCCCGUCUCCGGAACCGUGGCCAGGCUGCGCGAGGCCGUGUCCUCGGAAACCAAGAUACCCACGGAGCAGAUCGUGCUGACAGAGAUGUACUACGAUGGGUUCCAUCGCUCCUUCUGCGACACCGACGACUUGGACACCAUCCACGAGAGCGACUGCAUUUUUGCCUUUGAGACCCCGGAGAUCUUCAGGCCUGAGGGCAUCCUCAGUCAGAGAGGAAUACAUGUGAACAAUAACCUGAAUAACUUGAAAUGUGGCACUGAGCACUCCCGAACAAUAGCUUACUCUCAAGGAAUGGUGAAGUCUGGAAAACUGGAACAGUCCUCUCCUAAACUAGCAGCAAAUGACAAGAUUGUCUUGCUGGUGUGUAACAGAGCGUGCACUGGACAGCAGAGCAAAAGGUUUGGCUUGCCCUUUGUGUUGCACUUGGAAAAAACAAUUGCUUGGGAUAUUCUGCAGAAGGAAAUACUGGAGAAGAUGCAGUAUUUCCUGCGGCCUGCAGCCUGCUUGCAGGUUUGCCCGUUCAGCUUGCGAGUGGUCAGCGUUGUGGGCAUAACAUACUUGCUACCUCAGGAGGAGCGACCCCUCUGCCACCCAACAGUGGAAAGGGCAUUGAAGUCAUGCGGACAGGGGGGAACUGCUCAUGUGAAAUUAGUGGUAGAAUGGGACAAAGAAACUAAAGAUUACUUGUUUAUGAAUACAGAAGAGGAAUAUAUUCCAGACUCUGAAAGCGUCCGCCAGCAGAGAGAGCUUCAUCAUCAACCUCAGAUCUGCACUUUAUCUCAGUGUUUCCAACUGUACACCAAAGAGGAACAGCUUGCCCCAGAUGAUGCAUGGCGAUGCCCACACUGUAAGCAGCUGCAGCAGGGUAGCAUCACACUGAGCCUCUGGACCUUACCUGAUGUUCUCAUCAUACAUCUCAAAAGGUUUAGACAGGAAGGAGACCGAAGGAUGAAACUUCAGAACAUGGUGAAGUUUCCCUUGAGUGGCUUGGACAUGACUCCUCACGUUGUGAAACGCAGCCAGAGCAGCUGGAGCCUGCCAUCACACUGGUCACCUUGGAGGAAACCCUAUGGCCUCGGCAGGGAUCCUGAGGACUACAUCUAUGACUUGUAUGCUGUCUGCAACCACCAUGGCACCAUGCAAGGGGGACAUUAUACAGCUUAUUGCAAGAAUUCUGUGGAUGGCCAGUGGUACUGCUUUGAUGACAGUGAAGUUCAGCAGCUUUCUGAAAGUGAAGUCUGCAAGCAGACCGCUUACAUCUUGUUCUACCAGCGGCGCACAGCGAUCCCCUCGUGGUCUGCCAACAGCUCGGUGGCAGGCUCCACCAGCUCGUCGCUGUGCGAGCACUGGGUCAGCCGGCUCCCGGGCAGCAAGCAGCCCAGCGUGGCCUCGGCCGCCUCCUCGCGCCGCACCUCGCUCGCCUCGCUCUCCGAGUCCGUGGAGCUCGCCGGGGAGCGCAGCGAAGAUGAUGGAGGAUUUUCAACUCGACCAUUUGUAAGGAGUGUCCAGCGUCAGAGCUUGUCAUCCAGAUCCUCUGUCACCAGCCCGCUGGCAGUGAGUGAGAACGGUGUCAGGCCCUCGUGGUCGCUCUCUGCAAAGCUGCAGUUCCGCUCCAACUCCCCAUCGCGCUUCUCUGGAGAUUCCCCAGUACAUACCUCUGCUUCCACUCUGGAGAAGAUUGGGGAAGCUGCUGACGAUAAAGUUUCCACCUCGUGCUUUGGCAGCCUGAGGAAUCUCUCUAGCAGCUACUUGGAGCCCUGUGACAGCAGUCGGCGAGAGCACAGGACAGCUCGCAGAGCCCCUUUGGCUGUCAUGGAAGGGGCGUUCAGGGAAGAGUCCGUUGUAAGGACGUCGAGCUCAGACCUUUCAGAUGGCUAUGGGAAAAGCUCUGUGCAGCCAGACAGGAAUCACCCUGCUCUGGACCCUUUUGAUAACAACAAUCAAAUCGCCUUUGUUGACCAGAGCGAUUCUGUGGACAGCUCCCCAGUGAAGGAGGUGAAAGCCCCAGCUGGGACGGGGCUGGCUGCAGAGAAGGCACAUGACGCCCCUAAGAAGGGUCACAGCUCCAAAGGAGCUUCUGAGCCAGACAAAAGUUUGAGGAAGGGAAGGACAGUCUUAGCUACCCAAGAGAGCAAAGUGUCUCACUCUUCUCCUCCACUGAAGAGCUCUCAGAAAGCUUCCCGGUCUCGAAGUAAGGCCGACUCCUCGAGGGUCAGCGGGCGACACGGGUCUCCCGCUCCCACGCAGGCCAGGAAGGACCACGGCACAAAGCCCCUGGAGGCGUCUGUCCCUUCAGCUCCACAGAAGCAGAAGUCAGGUUCUUCUCCAUCCUCCACGGCUGCCAAGAAAACCCCAUCGGGCUCAUUGACUAAGGGCUCUUCCUCCGGGAAGAGCCGGACUUCGGAGCGCAGCCUCAGCAGGGAGGGCUCCAAGGUCAGCCUGGGCUCGGACAAAACGAGCGUUACCAGCGGCUCCAGGACGAGCUCCCCGCGCAUCAGCCACUCCAGGAGCGACAGCAGGGCGGCGGACAGCAGGCACGUGCGCAGCUCCUCCAUGGCCAGCCUGCGCUCCCCCAGCGCCGCGGCGCGCUCCGGCCUCAAGAGGGACAGCAAGUCCGAAGAGAAGGGUUUGUCUUUCUUUAAAUCAGCCUUAAGGCAGAAGGAGACACGGAGGUCGGCAGACCUGGGGAAGACAACGAUGCUUUCAAAAAAGACAGGGAGUGUCGGUUCCAAGUCAGGCAGUAAAAAUGUGCUGGAGGACAAACCGGAUAAAGGUGGUGUCCCACCAGCCUCUCAAACCAAUGCCAACAUUACUACAAAAGAAAAACUUGUCUCAAAAGAUGCCACAUCUAACAAACAUUCUCUGCUAUCCAGUCGCAAGUCCAAGUCUUCCCAGCUAGAUCCCGGAGUCCAGUCUCCUCCUUCCAGUGGCAAGCAGUCUGCUGACAAGCCGCUGAAAAAGUUACCUUCCAGCAUGCAGGUGUCUGUACGGCCUUCUCUGGAACCUCAGUGAAAUGCUGCAAUCCAGGUGUCUUUUCUUCUGCUGAGAAGCUAAUUUAUUCUGAGCUCUUGUUUUUUGUUCAUGUGCCUAAUGUAUGUUUUUGAGGAGAAGUUAACUGCAAGUUGUUAAAGCGCCUUUGAUUCUGCCAUCAAACCAAAUAGCCACAGGCAGCCAGCACUGGUGCAAGUAGCCUAGCUGGAGUCGUUGUUGAACGUGAAUGCAGCUGUCCCAUAGCACUUGUACAGGAGUCUCUGUCGAAAGUGCAACAACUUUCUUCAGAUUUGAGGGUUGGGACCUGCCCGCAGUUGUACUGACACUGGUGUGCUUUGUAGAGCUGUGAACUGAUAUUCCUUUGGUCUUGUUCUGAGUGGGCUGUGUCCACACUGGUGUAUGGCCUUGUUCUGAGCUGUGGAGGAUGCGAAGGAAACUGGAGAGACUGUCGCUUCUUUCUGCUCUCAACUCUCUGUCCCUGCUCCCCUCCAUUUCCAAGCUUUCUAAAGGGCAAUAUUUCAACACUAAUGUUGUUUCUCAGGUAUAUACUCAGCCAGUAUAGGAGGGACUAGCAUUAGUGACGGACAGAAAGGUACCUGUGUGUCUCUGUGCACGUCUGUGUAAUAGAUUUCCUUUUUGCAUUCCAACAGCAGGAAGUUUGAAAUGUAACCUGCGGUUUUUGUUGCUAUGUCUGUGAAGAGUUUUGCUUUGUCCAUACCUAAGGCAACCUCUAGCCUGUCCUGUUUCACUACUUUCUUCUGAAAUGCUCUACUAAACAACAGAAGAAAUCCCUGGGCAGCAGCUGCUGGCCAGCUCGUCCUGUGGAAGCAGUGCCAUGGGAGAGUUACAUCCACGCACCUGGAUGGCCGUGAUGCUGUCAGGAUGGCCCUGUUCAGUCUCCUGGGAAGCAUUUCCUGAUGUGCUCAGACCCUUAUCCUAGUGGUGUAAUUAAGCCUCCAUUUCCCUAGGGGUGAUGUUUAGACCAAGUGUCAUCCUGCCCUCUCUGAGCAUGCUUUGACAGGCCCCUCUGCGUGGGUUGGAGGGGCAGUUUUCCUGUUCCCCAGAGUGCUGUACAUUCUUCCCUCUGGCCUGCCUGUCCCCUGCCUGUGGGGCUGGCUGCCACAUGUCCCUCAGUGGAAGGUUCCCCUUCUUGUUUGGAUGGCAGCCUCCACCAGGGUCAAAACACUACAUCUACUGAUGUCUUUGUUUACAUGCCCUUCUUACAGGGGAGAUUCCUCAAGUUCUGUAAGGUUCCUCUUAAGGUGGAUUUCUUAGGUCCUUUUACAUAUAUGUGGUGUAAUCCUUUUUUUUUUUUAAAUCCACCAGUUUUUAUUGACGUGCUGCAUAUCCUUUAUCCGCAGCCUGUUGUGUAGGUUGUGACAAGCUGGGCAAUGUGCUGGGCGGGCUCUCUGCUGAGUGAGGUCUGUGCCUGUCCAGCCCAAUGGCAGGGCUUGGGCCAGGGACGGUGUGCUCUGUCCCAUCAGCAUGACAGACUGGCCUCUGCCCCCUCCCUUGCUGAGGUCCUGCUUGCCCUGCAGGCAGCCGUGCCCCCAGGACACCUUGCUGCUCUGGGAUCAGUUUUCUGCUCAGCACACACCUGCAGCAGGCUUGGGAGGGAGGGGUUGGGGGCAGCAGCUCCUGGUGUGUGUGGGGCUGGGCCGGGAGUGCCCUCGAGCUGGGGCCAGUGUGGGAUGAGCCCACGGAGCCCUUGCAGGGUCCUGGUGAUGUCCUGCUGCAUCCCCUCCUCGUGCUCCAGCAGUGCCCACAGCCUGAGCUGGAAUGCCCUGCCUGUUCCAACCCAGACAUGACUGUCCCCCCGUGCAUUCCUUCGCCCAGGCGUUGUUUCAGUCUCAUUUAUUGCAGCAACGAGAAGCAAAGAUUGCAUUGCUUGCUUCUGAAAUGUAUGACUUGGAUUAUUCAUGGAUUAUUUUCUGUUACAUCCAGCAGAGCAGAUAAGACUUGCUUCACAUUGCAGUACUUAAAUUACUCCCUGAAAUGUUGAUGUUGAAGUAUUUGUUUAAGGUUUUAUCUGUAUUAAGGUCUUACACUGUCUUGGCUCUUCUCUUGUAACAACUCUUGUAGCAAGAAUGUAAUUCCGGUGGCUUACGCUGGCUCGGUUUGGGAUCUUUCAAUAGACAGAACUACUUUCUGUGCAUUUUGCCAUGGACAUUUGUGAAAGGUUAUUUUUAUCAAGUGACAUUUUUUUCAUGUUAUCAUUCACUGGAGGAGUUUAAACUGGAAGCUGGUGUGUGGGUUUUGAGGUGGUUUGCUCCUGUGCUGCAUGCCUGACUGAAGGGAAUUUGGAGCCACGUCCAAACCUAUGUUUUAGCUGAACACCAGUUCAAUGUUUCUAUCUGUAGCAAGAUAAUGGUCCUUGGAGCUCUCAUUUGGGUAGAAGGGAGAUGGAGGUCCUGGUAUUCCAGCAGCUGAUAAAAGUAAUUGAACCCCUGCAAUCCCAUGAGAAGCCGAUCUCACUCUCUUUCUGCACAUUCUCCAUAAUUCCUGAUGCUAAUUGCUGCCAGCUCCAGCCCUAUCUGCUCUCUCAGUGCAGCCAGCAGGGUUUGUGUCCCUCUGGAAGGGCAGCUCUGUGCACAGCUCCUUGCUGUGCAGUGAGCUCCUGUCCAUGGUGUUGUGUUGUCCAGCUGCCAGGAUGUGGCAUGGUACCAGGGAACACUCGAGAGAGGGACCUGCCAAGUCCUAGAUGCCAGCACCACCGUGGCUUUGCAGAUGGAUCCUUCAAGCAGCAGUGGCUUGAGGCUGUUCUGGAGCAGCUGCAUGUACAUGGUCACGUCUUAAAGUUCCUGUUGGCCAUCAGAAGCACUCGUGGCUGUGGGGGAGGUGGGCACUGCCGUCUCCCAGAGGCUGCUGCUGCCCAGGGACCUCUGCCUGCCCUGGGUGGUGGCAUGUAGGGCCUGGAAGUCUCACUGGCGUCUGAGUGUGAUGGGAACAGCUCUGCCAGCUCUGUCCUGCCCAGCCUGGCUGGGUGGCGGGGUCUGGGGCCUUCCUGCCAAGGUCCUGGAAGCAAGGUACAGCUCGCAGUGCUGGGCAGUGCCUGGGAAGGGAGCCCAGGCGUGCCCCUGCUCCCAGACAGGUGAGCUCCGAGGCAAAGCAGCGUUCAGGCAGAGUGUUUCCAGCUGGCUUUGGUUGGUUUGCCUGUGCCAGCGUGGGACCUGCAUUUCACCCCACGUCCCCAGUCUGCCACUCGCUCCUGCUCCUGGAAUUGGCCCCUGGGCGCAGGAGAGCAGCGCCUUCAUUCCAGUGCUCAAUUCCUACAGGAGUCACCUAGAGACUUUUUUUUACCCUUUUUGGGCCGUGUCUUUUGGACAGUGUUUAGUAGUAUUCAAGUUAUAAGCACAUUUUCAACGACAUGUAUUGAAGAGGCACCUUUUAUUUGUAUUAAUCACAUUUGAUAGACAAUUUGGUGCCUGCAGUUCUCUGUAACUUGUGUCUCACUUUGGGUGUGUAAAUUGUUAACCCUUUCACACUUAUCAAAUACGGAUUAAUAAAAACAAGAUGCUUAGGAUAGAAAGCUAGCAGCUUAAUUGCACUUCUCCCACUGCAAGUGCCCUCAUCGCUGUCGCCGCAGGGGUUUUGCUUUCUGAAGCUGCAACUGGAGCAUGCCCAGCAUUGUCCUCGGUGUGAGGCAGCCUGCAUGGCCCUGCUGUCCCCCUGCAUGUCCCUCCUAACUAUGCAAGCCUCUCGCCCAGCCGUGGCUCUGGAGCGGGCUUGGAGCCUGUGCUGGCCCCGCUGCUGGCACACAGGAGCAUGUCCCUGGGUUCUGCUUCCUUUGCACAUCUCUGGCUCUUUCCUUUGCAGGAUUCUGCGUUACUGACAAGGCUGCAGCGUAACGUAAGGUUAGAGGGAUCGGAGCAGGGAAAUGAGAACAAACUGAUUUCUCUUUUGUGUUGUUUUUCCUUUUGUUAGCAGGGCAGCCCGCUCGGGUUCUGCGUGCAGCCUGGCAUUGCCUGCAGCGUGAGGGGCUGUGAGCAGGGCGCACAGCGCUGCUGUGAGUGUCCUUGUCAGGGCAGCUGUUCC